Phaedon cochleariae (mustard beetle) is the source of this 657-nucleotide messenger RNA. The record is from the annotation of a GenBank genome assembly. NCBI's taxonomy places the organism in Eukaryota, Metazoa, Arthropoda, Insecta, Coleoptera, Chrysomelidae.
AUGCUUCAAGAUAGAGCUAGAAGAAAAAAUAAUCGUGUUGGUAAAAUAGUUAUUCCACCUUCUACGUUAGUUGGCGGUGAGAGAAACCUGCAGCGCAGGUAUAGAGGUUUGCCGCAUGCUCACAUUUUCUUGAACCUUAUAUUCGAAGACCAAUUAAAUACUGAAGCCAGCAUCGACCCUGCUGUAUGCGCCGACUUACCAGAUGCAGAUGGGGAGCCCCGUUUGUAUGACAUCAUAUUACAUCAUAUGAUCCAUAAACCUUGCGGCCGUCGAGAUCCCACUGCCUCGGGUAUGAUGCAUGGGCAUUGCAAGAAAUUUUACCCGAAAGAAUUUCGGACGACAACAAACAUACGGGGCAACCAGAAUCGUCUCGGACAACCCGAGUAUAAGCGGCCCGAUGAUGGAUGGGUAUCAGUUAUGGGUGGACAUCUAAUCGAUAAUAGCGAUGUCAUUCCAUACAACAAAUUAUUGUCGAUCAAAUACGAUUGCCAUUUGAACGUCGAACUGUGUGGAAGUUUGAAGUCGAUAAGCCACUUAGCAACGGAUACUGCAGAGAAGGUCUUGGAGUCGCACUACAUAGCCAUAUCAUUGUCUGGAAGUGCACACGAAGGUAGUGUUGCUUCAGACUGUCUGAAGUGGGAGGCAGUUUAUGGAUAG